Messenger RNA from Penicillium subrubescens, 2328 nucleotides. RefSeq lists its product as uncharacterized. The transcript has a single exon. Bases 1 to 2328 code for a protein of 775 amino acids. Gene Ontology annotation, molecular function: protein binding. NCBI's taxonomy places the organism in Eukaryota, Fungi, Ascomycota, Eurotiomycetes, Eurotiales, Aspergillaceae. The record is from RefSeq and is a predicted model, not a curated record.
AUGAGGAGGACAAUCCGUGCCGGCGAGAGACUCUCCUCUCCCUGGCUAUAUCCAUCCCGACCGAGAGCAUUAGACUGCCGUCUCCAUGUCUACAACUCCACCACGCGACACAGGGUGGUCAAUCCCACCGGGCGCACAAGAGCAGUCUCCUCUCUAAGCUCAUCAUCUUCUCAGCCAUUGUCCUCCUCCCGUCAUCAACGCAGACGCGACACUCAUCCCAACGACACCGUCCGCGAAUUCAAUACUAGAAACAACAAUCUUAGCGCUACUGUCCACUCCGCACACGAGGCCAUAGAGCAGGAGGAACCAGACGAAGCCUCCCUUUUCGAAGCCGAAGUCAUCUUUCCCACCUGGGAGUCCCCCGAACAAGAACACGAAUAUGCAGAGAAAUUCAUUCGCGUCAUUGAAAGUGGCCAGCCCGAUCAAGUGAUGAAAGCAAUGACUGACCCACGGUCGGCGGGGCUGGUCGGGUCACUACCCCAGACUGUCUUCCUUGAGGCGCUCCACCUUCUCUCCCCGACCCAUUUUGUGGAGCCCUUCCGCGACCUCCACCACCCCAUACACAACUGGGCCGUGCUUGUCAAUGGCCUCCGGCGUACCGAGGAAAUUUUUGAUACUUUCGUAAAGGAUUUGUUCACCGUGGUCCGCUAUCGCACAGCGAGCGGUCAGAACUUGCAAUUGGCGGAAUUUACGCACCUCCUGGACUGCGCCCGGUCCAUGGGCAAUGGCAAUCUCGCGGAUCAGGUCUGGGAGACUAUGAGUAAGAUGGAAGUGAUUCCGGAUACGGUGUGCUACAACCACUACAUGGAGGCAAAAGUAUGGGAUCAUUGCUAUACCGGACGGGAAGCUUACCGCAUGCGCGUGUCUCCAAAAGGUUAUAGGAAGCGGCGCAGCGAGGAGCAAGUGCUAGGAUGGCAGGGCUUUGGAACCGCGCAAAGGAGUGUUCGCAAGUUUGCCCUACGACUUUUUGGUGAGAUGCAAGCCGAGGGUCACCUGGGUGAUGAGCGCACGUAUAUCAACUUAAUGCUCGCUGCAGCGCGGGUAGGCCAUAACCGGGGGAUGAAACAUAUUCUGAAGGAAGUUUGGAAUGUGGAUACCGAAGCUCUAAAGCUGGAGCCCGACAAUUCAAAGGUGCCACCAGUAACACCCUACGACCAAUGGUCUGCACUGCAUCCGACCGAGAAUCUGCUGUUUGCCGUGGCCCACGGCCUGGGAGUGAACAAUGACAUUGCGGGCGCGAUACGAACGGUCCAGUUCAUCUCAUCCUCAUACAAUAUCCCGAUUCCCGCAAAAGUCUGGCACGAGCUAUUCGAGCGAGCGUACGUUCUCUCGCGCCAGCGAUCAUCAGCAAGGGAAACGAGCAGAACCGAGAAAUAUACCGAAUGGGCAAACUCUGUAGGCCGAGUCUCCAUCGAAAUCGUGCAAUCAAUCUUUGACACCAUGACCUCCGAGCCCUACAAUGUGACCCCGACACUACAAGAAUGGCGAUUCAUGAUCAACACCAGCAUUGACAACGGUCGCCUGGAAGAUUGCAAAGACUACAUCCGCGGCGCAUACAAUCUCUUAGAGCAAACUCAGAAACGACAGGCCGAGGCACGCACAGUCGUAAUGAGAUGUCUAUCACCGGCCCUUGAAGCCGCGCAUCAACAAAUGCGACAAGGGGCUACAAGGCCGGAUCCAGAGUUAUUCCGAACUCCCAUCCUCGCCGAAGCAAUUCAAACCUACGACAUCAUCCGACUCGAAGUCUGGCAACAACUCUACCUCCUCCAGCGCGUCUUGUACGUCGCCGUCCGCGUCCCAAGCUGGAAAGACAUCUCAGACAAAGAAUGGCACCACCAAGAACGACCCAAAAUGCUCGAAGAAUGGGUAGACUUCAUCCCCAGCAAAAUCCAACUCUUCUACGGCGAAAACACGGGUCACAUCGAAAUAGUCGGCGCUAAGGGCUUCGGCAGUCGAUAUUACACCUCCGCUUACAACGGGAUUCCCGUACGCCGCCAAUCCGAUCAGAAACAACUCUUCGAUGCGGGUAUGCGGAUUCCCUGGACCGAGCAAGGUAAAUGGGAUGAUGUUGCCGCGCGACAUCCCUACUUGGAUCGCACGGCGGCACCGCUGGAUAGACUGUUUUUGUUCCAAUUACGCUCUUCGGAUGAGUUUUACGAGGUUGUGAAGAAAAUGCGGAAUACUUGGACUGAGUAUCCGGAUGGGCAUGAGUUGUCUACGAAGACGAACCCUCAUAGUGGGUUGUAUGGUCGUCUUGCGGCGUUGGAUAUGCUUAAGCCGAGGGAGAGCAAGAGUGUUUUCUUGUUGGAUGAGCAAUCCUGGAUUUAG